Messenger RNA from Perca flavescens (yellow perch), 2404 nucleotides. RefSeq lists its product as uncharacterized. Lineage: Eukaryota; Metazoa; Chordata; Actinopteri; Perciformes; Percidae. The record is from RefSeq and is a predicted model, not a curated record. The transcript is spliced from 6 exons. Gene Ontology annotation, cellular component: cytoplasm. Bases 112 to 1845 code for a protein of 577 amino acids.
ACAAAGAAAGUUGCUCUCACUUUCACUUCCUCGUCAGGUUGUUUGACGGUUAUCGGCCUAUAGCCUACUACUUCCUCCUUCUAGCUGGUAGUUUGUGUGUGUGAGACAGUCAUGAAGGACGGUAGCAGAACAGAAGAACAGGCGAAGGUUUCCCGCCAGGAGCUCUAUGAGGAUUAUGUGAACUGUCUCCAGCUGUGUCCAGAGGUUCGGCCGUGCCGCGACGCCUGCCUGCUGAAGAAGGCGGCUCAGUAUCUUCUGACGGAACCAGAACCCAGAGGGUCUUUCACCGUGUUCCCUUUCUACCAGGCUGUACGGCAUGAUUGUAAAUCUCUGACCACAGACUGCAGGGAACAUCUGUCUGCUUUUAUCAAAGCCACCGAACUGCUGGAAACUCUCUGUGUCAAUCUAUUCCUUCAACCUUGGAAGAAGGAAAUCAAGACACUUAAGACUUUUACAGGUCCAUUUGUUUACCGUCUCCUGCCAGUUCUCAGCAGUUCUACCAUUCAAUCGGUCCUGGCCUGUAUUGGCUACCUGCCCCAUCCGGACACACCACAAAGUGAAUACAGACUCAGUGAGGAUGCUAACCCAGACAGAGCCAUGCUGCUGGGCUUUGAGCUGCUGCUCGCCAGGGUGGAAUGUUACCAUCUCCUAGAGCUCGUGGAGCAGGUGGAACCACAGGAGUGGCUGGAGGUCCUCCAGAGGAGAGUGGGGCCUACAAAACUGGAGGAACCCACAGACAAGAAGACAACAAUAGGCCAAAAGGAAGAGGAGGAGAAGAAGAAGGAUGAUAGAAAAGAGAUACGUCAGGAUUUGGACACCAGACUUGCAGUGAAACCACAGCCCAAGCCACGACACUGCCAUCUCAUCAGCGUAGACCAGUCUAUUAUGGAGAUGCAGAUGACCUACCCUGACCUGGUCUUCAGGGGUCGCCCUGUGCAACUGGAUGAACCUCAACGAGCAAACAGCUGCAAGAGCAGCAGUAAAGAUGCUCAUACUACCAGCACUAAUAAUUACAGUGAUGACAGUAAAGCUACUGAGCUCCCCGAAAGAGAUUGUAUUAAAGUCCCCAAAGCUGCUGCUAAAACUAUCUUCUGUAAAAAUGAUAGCAGCAAAGCUGAUGAAGUGUUUGGUGACGAUGGAAAAGGCAGUAGUUGUAAUGACAGGAACAGUGGUGUGACCACCAGCCUAGGAGACACCAUUAGCAGCAGCAGCAUCAGUAAAACUGAUGGAAGCAGAGUUGAUUGUGAGCUCAGUGGUCCACAGGAAAUUUCCCUGCAUAUCCCACUGAGAGCUGGAUCCAAAGCAGAGCAGAGCCUUAAGCCUGAGGAGCCUCAGCCCACAGCAGAACCUCCUGCCUGGACACAGCAGCAGACUGUAGCAGAUCUACAAAAUAAGAGACCAGACAGCUCAAAGCUUCCCUCUCUGAGCUCUAUGGAUGAGGAGCAGGAUCUGAGAAAGCUGGCAGAGAGGAUGGGUCAGUCCCAUGUGCAGGAGACCAAAGAGGAGGUGAAGAGCAAAGAAGAAAACAAGAGAGAAGAGCAAAACACAAAUAGAGAGAGGAGGAAAAAAGAGAGAAAGGCAAGCACAGAGGGAGAGGCAGAGGAGCAGAACCUCAUUAAGCCUGUCAUGGAGACAGGUCCAGCACUGAGCCAUGCUCACUCUGAGAAGCAGCCCACUGUGUGUCACCACUCACCGCUGACCGUCAGCAAAGCAGAUUGCCAGAGUAAAGGAGGAGGCAGCCCAGGGCAGCGGGAAGGAGAAGAUACUGUGGGAGCAGAAACAGGCAGAGGAGAGGAGGAGCAGCUGGCACAGAGCUAUGUCAUAGUCGAGAAUAACAAAAAAUAACAUGCUCUCCAGUAUACAUGUAUGGAAAUUAUUAAUAAUAAAGCUACUGAGCAAGCCCGAAACCAAUACAACAUGUAAUCAGUCUGUUAGCCCAAAUUGAACAGUACCCAAGUACAAAUUUCAGGGCAGUGUCACCUCUCGUCCAGUGUCAAGUUUCUGUGUUUAAUUGGUUUCAUGUUUUCUAUUGGUUUUAUUUUGUAGUUUCACUGUUCAAGAGAACAGUGAAACACAUAAGAAUGUGUUGUCUUGUUUUACUUCCUGUGAUUGUUUGCUCCGCCGUGAUGUCUUUCACCUGUUCCCUCUCCCUUGUUUGCUCGUUAACUCGUAUUUAGUAUCUGUGUUUCCUUUGUCUGUUGUCAGGUCAUUGUAUUGCUUUCUGUGAGAGUUUGUGUAGUCGUCCCUGUUGGUCUUGGUAUUCCUGGUAUUUUUGUGAUUCCUGUCUUUGGGAUUCUGCCUGUCCCUGUUUUUGGGAUUCUGCCUGUUCCUGUUUUUGUAUUUUGCCUGCUAUCUUCAGGACUCUUUUUUUAUGGAUUAUUGUUUAUUAAAUCCUCAAGCUCAA